Molecule: messenger RNA, 2207 nt
Organism: Telopea speciosissima
Lineage: Eukaryota; Viridiplantae; Streptophyta; Magnoliopsida; Proteales; Proteaceae
Exons: 10
Coding region: 1-2184 (727 amino acids)
Cellular component (GO): extracellular region
Molecular function (GO): hydrolase activity, acting on ester bonds
Source: RefSeq, a predicted model, not a curated record
AUGCAGUCUCCAGGUGGUGCUGCUGCUGCCAAUUCUUCUUUUUUCUCUUCAAAUUUUGGUGUUCUCUUAGCAUUUAUAAUUGCUUCAUGCUCUCUCUUCCAAAUCAACCAAGCGGUCGUCACUAUACCUAAGAACCAUACGAUUCCUGCUGUGUUUGGAUUUGGAGAUUCGAUCAUAGACCCAGGCAACAAUAAUAACAUUGGCACGGUGGUGAAGUGCAACUUCCAUCCCUAUGGCAAAGACUUCGUGGGAGGGAUCCCCACUGGAAGGUUUUGCAAUGGAAAGGUCCCAACUGACUUCUUUGUUGGAGAUUUGGGAAUUAAGGAGUAUUUGCCUGCAUAUCUCGACCCGACCUUGGGACCUCAAGACCUCCUUACAGGAGUAAGCUUUGCCUCCGGUGGUGCUGGAUAUGAUCCACUCACAUCUAAGAUUGCGUCAGUGUUGUCGUUUUCGGAUCAAUUGAAGCUGUUCAAGGAGUACAUAGAGAAGCUGAAGAUGAUCGCUGGAGAAGAGAGAGCAAAGACCAUCAUAGCUAAGAGCUUAUAUAUUAUAGUUGCAGGGAGUGACGACAUCGCCAAUACGUAUUUUCCUACUCCUUUCAGGAAAAACUACGAUGUUUCUUCCUAUACUGAUCUUAUGCUCCGUUCAGCUUUAAAUUUCAUUCAGGAACUUUAUAAUUUGGGGGCAAGAACGAUGGCUGUUCUGGACGUCCCACCAAUAGGAUGUGUGCCAUCGCAGAGAACCAUAGCAGGAGGGACAGAAAGAAAUUGUGCAGAGAAAUACAACCAGGCAGCUUUGCUCUUCAACUCUAAGCUGUCUUCCCAGAUCGACUCCCUCGACAAGAAGCUUCCACGAUCCAAGAUUGUUGCAGUGGAAAUCUACAAACCCCUACUUGAUAUCAUCCAAAAUCCUAAUUCCUACGGCUUUGAGGAGGUGAGAGAUGGAUGCUGUGGCACCGGAAAAAUUGAGGUUUCAAUACUAUGUAACGACUUGGUACCAGUGACUUGCCCAGAUGACACCAAGUACCUAUUCUGGGAUAGCUAUCAUCCCACUCAGAGUGGCUACCGUGUACUCACCACCAGUAUCCUCCAAAAAUAUGCUAAUUCUUCUUCUUCUUCAACCUUUGCUGUUCUCAUAGUAUUUAUCAUUGCUUCAUGCUUCCUCUUUCAAAUCAACCAAGCGGUCAUCACUCUACCUAAGAACCUUACGAUUCCUGCCGUGUUCGGGUUCGGAGAUUCGAUCCUAGACCCAGGCAACAAUAAUAACAUUGGAACGGUGGUGAAGUGCAACUUCCAUCCCUAUGGCAAAGACUUCAUGGGAGGGAUCCCCACCGGAAGGUUUUGCAAUGGAAAGGUCCCAACUGACUUCUUUGUUGGAGAUUUAGGAAUCAAGGAGUAUUUGCCUGCGUAUCUCGACCCGACUUUGGGACCUCAAGACCUCCUUACGGGAGUAAGCUUUGCCUCCGGUGGUGCUGGAUAUGAUCCACUCACAUCUCAGAUUGCGUCAGUGUUGUCGUUGUCGGAUCAAUUGAAGCUGUCCGAGGAGUACAAAGAGAAGCUAAAGAUGAUCACUGGAGAAGAGAGAGCAAGGACCAUCAUAGCUGAGAGCUUAUAUGUUUUAAUUGCAGGGAGUGACGACAUCGCCAAUACGUAUUUUUCUACUCCUUUCAGGAAAAACUACAAUAUCCCUUCCUAUACUGAUCUUAUGCUCCGUUCAGCAUUAAAUUUCAUUCAGGAACUGUAUAAUUUGGGAGCAAGAAGGAUCGCUGUUCUGAACGCCCCACCUAUAGGAUGUGUGCCAUCGCAGAGAACCUUAGCAGGAGGGAAAGAAAGAAAUUGUGCAGAGAAAUACAACCAGGCAGCUUUACUCUUUAACUCUAAGCUGUCUUCCCAGAUCGAAUCCCUCGACAAGAAGCUCCCACGGUCCAAGAUUGUCGCGGUGGAAAUCUACAAACCCCUAUUUGAUAUCAUCCAAAACCCUAAUUCCUAUGGCUUUGAAGAGUCGAGAGUUGGAUGCUGCGGCACUGGAAAAAUUGAGGUUUCAAUACUAUGCAACGAUUUGGUACCGGUGACUUGCCCAGAUGACACAAAGUACCUAUUCUGGGAUAGCUAUCAUCCCACUGAGCAUGGCUACCGCGUACUCACCACCAUUGUCCUUCAAAAAUUAAUCAAUCGCUUAAUCUAAAUUCUACUACUGUCUUGCCAUCA